UAGAAUUUUAUUUUAGCAGAUAGAUGAGAUAUAAAUUUGUGGAUUGAUUUUGUGUAGCAGUGAAAUAUAUUUUAAAGAUAUUAUACCAACAACGUUACUUUGUAACAGGUGCUCUGAAUUAUACUAAUUAUAUAAUUUGCUAAAAAUGAAAGAUAGAAAUAUAUACAAUAUAGUUCUAUAAUGGAAGAUUGGGAUGCUGAAAUAGAAGGUAAUGCAACACCAAAGCUUAACUGCUUAAAUAUAAACACGGACAGUAACUCCCCUGCAUCAAAAUAUUUUGAUGAUGAUUACAACGAUAAAGAUGACUCUGCAAAAGGAUUUCGAAGUACCAGAGGAUAUGGUGGACCAGGAAGAAGUAGAAACCACAGAGGUUUUGGCAGAGGGAGAGGAGCAAAUUUAGAUUGGAGAGCAAAUAACUCAAAUAGCACUUACAGUCCUGAAAGUCAAAGCUUCAAUAGUUCACUGAGAAGCAGAAGAGAAAACGGAUUUGAUCGUCAGACAGAAACUAAGCAAGGUUUUAACUCCUCAAAUAGCAGAAGAAAUGAUGUAUUACGAAUUGAAGUCUUAAACGAUAAUGUUGGGAAAAUGAUAGGUAGAGGUGGUUGUAAAAUAAAAGAGAUUCAAGCAACAAGUGGCGCUAGAGUUCGAGUCUUACAAGAUGAAGCUUCAUUAUCUGUCACACCUGUUGAGAUUACUGGCACUACAGAGCAAAAAACUAAAGCGAAACAACUAAUUGAAGACUGUACUAUAUCAGCCGGUGAUAUACAAUCUUGGGCAGACAGAGAAAAUAGAAAUUUUGAACAAAAGUCUUUGUCAACGCCGAAGAUUGACUGGGCUAUGUUAAAAAAGAAGGCAGAAACUUUUGAAAAAAUGAAAUGGGCUGAUUGCCCAGAUGUCAAGAAAAACUUUUAUACAGAGAAGAAAAAAAUUGCUAAUAUGGAUCCAUUAGAAGUAGCAGAGAUAAGGAAAAAUAAGAACAGUAUAACGGUGCAAGAUCUUAGUAAAGAACAGAAUCAAAAGAUACCUAAUCCUGUGUUGUCGUUUGAAGAUGCAUUUGAUCCUUUUCCGGAAAUAUUAGAGACCAUUAGAGCUAAUAAAUUUACCGAACCGUCGCCAAUUCAGUGUCAAGCUUGGCCUGUCCUUCUCUCAGGUUCAGACUGUAUUGGAAUCGCACAGACUGGAACUGGAAAGACACUCGCCUUUCUUCUACCAGCAUUCAUACAUAUUGACCAACAACCAGUGGAAAGAAAUGCUCGAGGUGGGCCAUCCUGCUUGGUUUUAUCACCCACGCGAGAGUUGGCACAACAAAUCGAAAUGGAGGUGAAAAAGUUUCAUUAUCGUGGAAUUAAAAGUGUUUGUAUAUAUGGUGGUGGUGAUCGUAACUCUCAGAUCAGUCAGAUUAAAAAAGGAGUUGAGAUUGUCAUCGGUACUCCUGGUAGACUGAAUGAUUUACUUAUGAACAAUUUUUUUUCUGUAAAAAGUGUCACAUAUUUGGUUCUCGACGAGGCAGACCGUAUGUUGGACAUGGGGUUCGAGCCUGAAAUAAAAAAGAUAUUACUUGACAUUCGACCAGACCGUCAGACUGUCAUGACAAGUGCCACUUGGCCAUCUGAUGUCCAAAGAAUGGCGGAUAAAUACCUGCGAAAUCCAAUACGUGUAAAUGUCGGUUCAUUAGAUUUGCAAGCUUGUCAUUCCGUCACGCAACUGAUCGAAUUUAUCAACACUGAAGAUAAACAAGAACGAGUACUACAGUUUAUAACAUCAAUGGACAAAGAUGACAAACUUCUUAUUUUCGUUGGCCGUAAAAUCACAGCUGAUGAUAUUUCAUCAAACUUUGCCAUGCGUGAAGAUCUCGAUAUAGGUAUACAAUGUAUCCAUGGCGACAGAGACCAAUCAGAUCGUGAACAAGCGUUGGAGGAUAUGAAGACAGGUAGAGCGCGUGUGUUGAUUGCAACUGAUGUCGCCUCAAGAGGUCUGGAUAUAAAGGAUUUGACACAUGUAUUAAAUUAUGAUUUUCCUCGCCACAUCGAAGAUUAUGUUCAUCGAAUCGGUCGAACUGGCCGUGCGGGCCGAUCAGGCUGCGCACUGACGUUUGUCACGCGUGAAGACUGGAUGCACGUGGGCAAGCUAAUUCCAAUCAUGGAGGAAGCAGGGCAGGACAUACCUGAUGAAUUAGUUGAGAUGGCUGAACGUUGGCAGAAAAAUCGAGAUAGAAUGGCAGAAGAGAGAAACGCAUGCGGUGGUGGGCGUGGUGGUGAUGGAAGAGGUUGUUUUAAAUGUGGCAAAGAAGGUCAUUUUUCUCGUGAAUGUCCUGAAGGUGGUGGAUUUGGUGGCAGAGGACGGAGAGGUGGUGGAAGAGGGAGGAGAGAUCGUGGUGGGAUAACCAUUCCUUUGUAUGGUGCAAUAUAAAUAUGUUUUAUCAAGUUUAAUGCUAGUCUGGAAUGUCUGAAAUGGAAAUGUCUGGAAUGGAAUGGAAGUUUAAAGUUUGGCGUUUCGGAGAUUUCAUGUGGCCGUACCACUGUAUCGGCUAAAGUUUUAUUUAAAGAGAAGGCCAUACAGUUUUAUAUUUUGUUAAUUUUCGAGUUUUUUAAAAAAGAAAAUUUCGUUUAACAAA
This is a messenger RNA of Hydractinia symbiolongicarpus, 2614 nucleotides long. RefSeq names its product probable ATP-dependent RNA helicase DDX43. The record is from RefSeq and is a predicted model, not a curated record. Gene Ontology annotation, molecular function: ATP binding; RNA helicase activity; RNA binding. Bases 181 to 2409 code for a protein of 742 amino acids. NCBI's taxonomy places the organism in Eukaryota, Metazoa, Cnidaria, Hydrozoa, Anthoathecata, Hydractiniidae. The transcript has 16 exons.